AUGGAGACCAGCCACCCCACUAUCGCUGAUGCGAGAGAAUUCGCUGAAGGUGUUAGAAAGGUGUACCCAGACAAAAUGUUCGCCUACAAUUGCUCACCGUCGUUCAACUGGAAGCAGCAUCUUAGCCCAGCCCAAUUGGAGAAGUUCCAAAAGGUUCGUUCUAGCCGUAAAGUACGAUUUCUUCCGGGUAAACAACGAUUUCUGCUUAUAGGAACUUGGUGCUUUGGGUUUCAAUACCAAUUCAUCACCUUGGCCGGAUUCCACGCAAACAGCUUCAGCAUGUUUGACCUAGCUCGUAACUACAGGGAUAAGGGAAUGCUGGCGUAUUCUAACCUCCAGGAGCAGGAGUUCGCAGCUGAACAGCACGGCUAUUCGGCCGGUGAAACACCAACGAGAGGAGGUCUGUCUAGCACCACUGCUCUGACUGGCUCUACUGAAGAAGCUCAGUUCCACACAGCCACAGCCAGCAGUGAAGAUGAGGAAAUCCUCAUGCUUACUGUCCCAAUGUCGCCUGGAGACGAGAAAAUCCUCACCCCUGAUGCACUCCGCUUCAUCAAAGAGCUCAACCUCAAAUUUGACGCUAAACGACGUUCGCUUCUGAAGAAACGCAUUCAAGUACAAAAUGAACUCAAUGAUGGCGUCUAUUUCCCUGACUUCUCACCUGACACUGCCAAGCUAAGGGAGGAUCUCUCGUGGAAGGGAGCUGAAAUCCCACAUGACCUUCAGGAUCGCCGGGUGGAGAUCACGGGUCCAACUGAUCGCAAGAUGGUCAUCAACGCGCUGAACUCUGGCGCUAAUGUAUUCAUGGCCGAUUUUGAAGACUCAAACACCCCAUCGUGGAGGAACCAAGUCGAUGGCCAAAUCAAUCUGUACGAUGCUGUUAGAAACAAUAUCUCUUAUGUGCAGCCAUCCACAAAGAAGGAGUACACCCUCAACAAAUCAGCUCUGGCGGACAAGGGCAGUGGCGCCUACUUCUACCUGCCCAAACUGCAGAACGCCGAGGAGGCGAAGUUGUGGGCAGAGGUGUUCGCUUUCUCCGAGGAAAGACUCAAUCUACCUAAGGGAACCAUCAGAUGUACUGUACUCAUCGAGCAUCUUCUGGCAAGCUUCCAGAUGAACGAAAUCAUCUACGCGCUCAAAGACUACAUCAUUGGAUUGAACUGCGGCCGCUGGGACUACAUCUUCUCUUACAUCAAGACGUUCCAAAAUCACAGAAAAUUCCUUCUGCCAGACCGAUUCCAGAUUGGCAUGACUUCACCAUUCAUGCGAGCAUACUCCCUUCUCUGCAUCAAGACAUGUCAUCAACGAGGGAUCCAUGCCAUGGGUGGAAUGGCCGCUCAAAUCCCUAUUAAGAACGAUGAUGUUGCCAACAGCAAAGCGCUCGCCUUAGUUCAUCAGGACAAAGAGCGAGAAGCCACAGACGGACAUGAUGGAACAUGGGUCGCCCACCCAGGACUGGUACCGAUCGCCAAAAAGGUCUUCGACGAGUUGAUGCCCACUGCGAAUCAGAUUGAGAAACAGCUUCAAAGCUUCUCUGUCACGAACCAGGACAUGACAGCUAUUCCCGAAGGAACUCGUACCGACCAGGGCUUCCGACACAAUAUUAGCGUUACCCUUGGAUACCUUGACUCAUGGCUACGUGGUGUUGGCUGUGUACCGCUCUACAACCUAAUGGAGGAUGCUGCUACAGCAGAAAUCAGUCGCUCACAGCUCUGGCAAUGGCUGAGACAUGAUGCCCGACUAGAGGAUGGCCGAACCAUCGAUGCUCAAUUGGUCAAGCAGACAAUCGCUGCGGAAACCGAGAGGCGACUCAUCCGAGCAGGAUCAGUUGUCAGCAGGCUUCCUGAAGCAGCUGAACUCUUGGAGAAAUUCGCCCUUGAAGAGCACAUGAGCGAUUUCCUCACACUGGACGCCUAUGACAAGCUUGUUUCCGAAGGACAUUAG
Cooperia oncophora is the source of this 1944-nucleotide messenger RNA. Lineage: Eukaryota; Metazoa; Nematoda; Chromadorea; Rhabditida; Trichostrongylidae. The record is from the annotation of a GenBank genome assembly.